Messenger RNA from Phyllostomus hastatus (greater spear-nosed bat), 621 nucleotides. It is a transcript of the gene TMEM269, whose product is annotated as transmembrane protein 269. The record is from RefSeq and is a predicted model, not a curated record. Bases 1 to 621 code for a protein of 206 amino acids. NCBI's taxonomy places the organism in Eukaryota, Metazoa, Chordata, Mammalia, Chiroptera, Phyllostomidae. The transcript has 5 exons.
AUGAUCCUGGGGCUCUUCUCCAUCUUCUGCAGCUUCUGCAAGAAAUUCCACUGUGCCUCCUGGAUGCUUCUGAUCAGCUUCCUGUUAGACAUGGUUAUCAGGACAGUGACCAGACACCUCAACAUCUGCUGUAAAUCGGGAGCUGAGCUGAAUGACUUUGCUGUCUUCACCACCUGUGGCCUGGCCUCAGCCCUGCUCCUAGGCGUGGAUGGACUGCUGAAUGGGUUCCUGGCCGUCAUCUAUGUGUUAGCUACUUCUUUCCGCCUGUGUUUUUAUUCAGCGGGCACUCCCUUCACAUACAAGGGUCUGCCAUGCCCCUAUGCUUCCUGUGUUUUGGCCUCCACUUCCCUUCUGACCAAAGGCAACACGUUCAUUCUCUCUUGCAUGGCCUCACUUAUGAUCCUAUUCAUGAUGGACCAGAGCUACUACCCGCAUGACGAAAUCCUGGACUCUGAAAACUGGAAAAAAGUGGUUUAUCUGGGAGGUGUCAUCAUGCUGUUUUUGUCUCCAUUCUCGCUAACUGCUUUCUACUGCCUGAUGUGGUCGCUCUCCUACAUUUUCUUUCCAGACGCUCUGUGGGGCAAGGCAAUGUGUCUUAGGCUGCAGCACUUAAGAAACUAA